This is a messenger RNA of Ricinus communis (castor bean), 776 nucleotides long. RefSeq names its product UPF0434 protein Pmen_1615. The transcript has 3 exons. Lineage: Eukaryota; Viridiplantae; Streptophyta; Magnoliopsida; Malpighiales; Euphorbiaceae. The record is from RefSeq and is a predicted model, not a curated record. Bases 163 to 549 code for a protein of 128 amino acids.
GCAUAGUUUUUUUUGGGAAAAGACCAAGCUGCAUAUUAUUAAGUAAUAGUCAGGUAUUAGUAAUCAGCCCCGAAAAGCAGAGGGAGAAAAUGGCUGUAAACGACGACGUAAGAUGAGCCAGAGAUACAAAGCGGUGCGUUUUAAGUACAAGCACGCAGCAAAAUGUUAAAUAAACAGGAAAAUUCGCAAAGUAAGAAUUUGAGCGGGGGAAAAAUGGUGAGAUUGAGUAGAACGCUAUUGAAAGAAGCAGGAAAUGGAAUUAACAAGACUCUAUCAGAGAUUCUUGUCUGCCCACUUUCUAAGCAACCCUUAAGGAUCUGUGAAGCAACUAAUUCUCUUAUCAGUGAUGCUAUUGGUGUCUCUUAUCCUGUAAGUCGUAAUAAGUUUCUGUCACUUUAUUCUACUUUUAAAACCCCUUUGGCCAGCUUGGAAUUACUGAUAAAAGAUGGGAUCCCUUGCUUGGUUCCAUUGGAUGGCAAGAUUCUUGAAACUGAUGAAGAGAAAAAACAAGAUUCUGUUGCUACUGAUUCAUCUUUCACAAAACAGUGAGGUAGUCAAUAAAGCUCAAGUUAUUGAAAUAUUGUGUAACUUGAAAGGAGCUACUUUUUAUUAGGUUUGUUUGAUUGUGGUGAAUUGCUUCUUUCCAUCAAAGAAAGACUUUCUUUUUUCUUCCUUCAACUAUAUUUAUAAGGUACUUGCAGUCAACAAUAGCAAGAGUAAAGUCAUUAUCUUGUAACCACUGACUAUUUUCUUAUAAAAUUUCUGUUACGGAGAAA